Scatophagus argus is the source of this 6519-nucleotide messenger RNA. RefSeq names its product putative helicase mov-10-B.1. The record is from RefSeq and is a predicted model, not a curated record. NCBI's taxonomy places the organism in Eukaryota, Metazoa, Chordata, Actinopteri, Scatophagidae. The coding region runs from base 395 to 5869 and encodes 1824 amino acids. The transcript has 43 exons. Gene Ontology annotation, molecular function: 5'-3' RNA helicase activity; RNA binding; ATP hydrolysis activity.
UUUCACGCCCUUUCUCACAGGGGACUUAAUCAAGAGUAAAACCUUUACUCUCCUUCUCAUGUGGUCCAUGUUGUGCCUGUGAGUCUCUCAGGAACCGAAUUGUGAGUGACGCGUUUUGCGCCACCUCUUUAAAGUAUGCCAGAAGUUGAGAAUAAUUAAUUUUGGCGAAGAUUUUGGUCAUUACAGCUGUUCAUUUCGUUCACGCAUGCGCGAGAACACAACGUUCACUUUUGAUGGAAAAACUAAUCGAACGUAAAUCGCAGAAGAAGCACGUGGAAACUCUACAAGCUGCGUCACAUGCUGUUGCUAGGAUACACUCAGCCUGGGAAUCUGAUUACCUUCAAAUCAAAGCGUAACUCAAAAGUUUAAAUCCACAUUGUCAGCCUGGUUUCCCAUGCCGCUACCUGUUCACCAAAAAGACCAAAUGAGCUUUCUCUACAAACAGGAAGAGCAAUCACAGAUGUUGCCUGCAGUAUGGCCUGCCAGCGCCAGGGACACAGUACCAGGAAGUUCUGGUUACCAGGAUGGGCCACACCAUACAUCUGUUGCCGAAGUACAGGCUCAGCAGGCACGCCAAAAAAUUGAAGCCCGUAAAACAGUGGCAAAAUUAUUCCAGCAAUACAGGGAUCAGCUAAUCUCCAACAAAUAUGAGGUCACCGUGACAUCAGAUCCUGUGUCAACAGAAGAGAAGAUCUGCCUCACUGUGUAUGAAAAUAAGAAAGUCAUACAUUUCACUGUGAAGAACUCUGGUGUCACAGCAGUUUAUUUAACUUUUUGGUCCGCUGUCCUUGUAAAGAACAUUUUCACUGUUAGAGACUGUCAUGGAAACAAUAUCAAGACUAUCAACAAACACACUCUUCAACCAGGAGAGACAUAUGAAAUCAAGGUCCAUUUCCACUCUCUCCAUGCAGGCUUCUAUGAACAGUUAUUAGUCUUUAAUUUUGAAACAUGCCAGCAGUUCUCAGAUACCUUUGAGAUCAUGCGCCUCUUGGAGGUCAUACAUCUGACAUCUCUUAGUGAAGAGCCCUCCCAAAAAGCCACAGACUCAUUGUGCCAAAGUGUAUUGUCUAACCUUAAGAAAGGAAUGAGCCUACUAACUUCUGUCAUUCCUUUGAAGAAAUAUGGGAUACCCCAUGGUAUAAAAUACAGUAAAGAAGACGUGGACCUGCUGGGUCCUCUGAACUGGGAGAACUACUCCCAGAGGUUUCACAUGCUGCUGCAUCUGGAGGAGCACCAGCAGAAGACAAACAUUGAGAAAUACAAUCAGGAUAAUGUGCCCCUGUUUGCAUGCAAAAGCACCACUGACCUUGUAAUUAUGCAGAUUGCAGGUGUCUCUAAAAGUACAGUACUGAAGCCAUCCGGGGUCCGUGUGCAGGUGGUUCCCUUGGUGGUUACCAACUUCGAACCUGUUCAUUAUUACACUGGAUGGCUUCAACAUGUGGAGGGGGAGCUGAUCUACCUGCAGUUCGAUAAAGAUUUCCUGAGGUGUUUCAAGGAGGGCAUGAGGGUCCGUGCUUUGUUUGCCAUCAACCGCAUAAGCCUACGACUUCAGCACAGAGCAGCAGUGCUGAUAUAUGAGCACAGACUGAAGGAGGUGCUGUUCCCUACUGGACAACAUUCUGUCAAGCAUUCACAUUUACACAGCCUACCAGGGGUUGAGGGCAACCCAGAACAGUGCACAGCUGUUCAUUACAUUGUAGCUGGUACUGCAAAACCUGCCCCUUACCUGGUAUUUGGUCCACCUGGCACAGGCAAAACAGUGACUUUGGUGGAAGCCAUCAAACAGAUAGUGAAAACCCAGAAUUCGUGCCACAUACUGGCUUGCGCUCCUUCCAACAGCGCAGCUGAUCAUCUGUGUGAGAAGAUUCUGGAAAAAAAGAUUCGGGGAGUGUUUCGCUUGUAUGCGUUCAGUUUCCCUGUGAGAAAUAUUUCCCCAAAAAUAAAGCCACAUUGCAACCUGGACAUCAGUAACAACAACAUUAUUCUUCCUCCUAAAAAAGUGCUGUUGAGGUAUAAGGUCAUGGUAACCACCUUGAUUACCGCUGGAAGGCUAGUGACAGCAGGGAUUAAUCCAAGUCAUUUCACUUAUAUCUUUGUGGAUGAGGCAGGCCAGGCUAUAGAAACAGAGUGUGUCAUUCCUUUAGCAGGUUUAAUGAAACCACACACAUGUCAGGUAGUGCUGGCCGGAGACCCUAAACAGUUAGGCCCAGUCAUCACAUCCACAUUAGCAGAGGAAAGUGGCCUGGGUUUGUCCUUGUUGGAGCGUCUGAUGAAUAACAUCGACCUUUACAAGUCACAUGACGGGUUCAACAACCGCUUUAUCACCAAAUUACUGAGGAACUAUAGAUCCCAUCCUGCAAUUCUGAAAAUUCCCAAUGAGCUCUUUUAUAAAGGAGAACUUCAAGCAUAUGCAGAUAAAAAGAGAUGUAGUUCAUUUUGCAAAUGGGAACACCUGCCCAAAAAAGGUUUCCCUCUGAUCUUCCAUGGAGUGGCAGGUACUGAUGAACGUGAUGCCGACAGUCCCUCUGCUUACAACAUGGCAGAGGUGGAGGUGAUAAAGGAGUACUUAAAAUCCCUUAUUGACCAUUUUCACAAAAAUGACAUGGCCACAAUUGAACCAAGAGAAAUUGGCAUCAUUACCCCAUACAGAAAACAGGUGGAGAAAAUCCAGAAUGCCCUCAAGACUGAUAAAGAUCUCAAGAAGGAAAACCUGGAAAACAUAGUGAUUGGCUCAGUGGAGAAUUUUCAGGGUAAAGAGUUUAGCGUGAUUCUGUUGUCUACGGUGCGUAGCACUCCCAAACUGAGUGCAAGUAAGCAACAGUUCACUCUAGGCUUUGUUGAUAAUGAGAAGAGGUUUAAUGUGGCACUGACCAGAGCAAAAUCCUUACUGAUUGUCAUUGGAGACCCCAGAAUUUUGAAAACUGACAAAAUCUGGAACAAAUUUGUUAAUUACUGCUACAAAGAAGGGGCUUACCGAGGUAUUGCAGUCUCUGAUGAAGAGGAAGAGGAAGAGGAAGAUACACUCAAUAAUGUACACUCACAGAACCUCUGGAACCAUGGGAUCAAAUCUCCCCACUUCAGAUCAGUCCUCUACGGCCUGACAAUGUUCGACAUGAUAACAACACAACAAGACAAUAUCUACUUCAAGUGCCAUUCAGACAGGCGUCAUCAGCGAGAGCCUGCCAGUCCCAGGACAGUACAGGUCUUUGUCUCUGGAGAAGAAGCCGAAACAGCCCGGGGGAGACUGGCCAGGUUUUUGAAGGAAGAACUGAAGAAAAGCAGAGCUCAGCUCAUCUCUGCCAAAAAUGGCAUCCGGAUCAACUCUGACCCUCAGUUUGAGAAUGGGAAACUUUGCUUGCUUGUGGAAGAAUGCGAGUGUUUGGUAAACCUGAAAGUGGAAAACUCUGGAACAAAGCCUGUGUAUUUCACCUACUACACCCCACUGCACUGGCUGAAGUACUUCACUCUAAAGGAUGAGAGCAAAGUGACUAAGACAAAUCCUUUGUGUCUACAUCCAGGUGACAGCUAUGAGAUCCAGGUUAUUUUCCACUGCACUGUGGUUGGUUUCUAUCCAACUACACUGGCCUUUGAGUUCAGACAAGACCUGCAGACCUCCGAUGCGUUCUACAUUGUACGCUUCAUUGAGGCUCGGUGUAUAACUGCCUUAGGACGGGAGCUGGCACCCACAGCACCCUACAAACCUCGCUCUCUCCCUGCCUGGAUCCGUAAAGUUGAUUACAAGAUUGUGGAUGGACAGCGACCUGAAGGACUGUCAAAAAGGGAGCUAGAGAAUGCAGUUAUGCUAAAAGAGUAUCGCAUGCCGGCAUACAUGAACUCGUUCAUCAAAUCACUGGAGAAGCCUACCUUCGUCUCUGAUAAAAGAAGGGCCUUGCUGGAAAGCCCCUUGAGCCGGAGUAACUACUCAGAGAAGUUUCAUCUGCUGCUGUAUCUGGAGGAGCAACAGAUGGAGGUGGACAUCAAGAAAUACAACAUCCCUAACAGUGAACAAGAAGUGGCCAUCAUGACCAGAGAUCCAGUCAACAAGAAACUUCUCGUUCUGGAGGUACCUGGUGUGUCUGAGAACCGCCCGUCUGUACUACGAGGGGAUGCACUGCUGGCGUAUCCUGUGGGAGAAAAGACGAUUAAGUAUCGCGGCUACGUCCACAGUGUGCAGCUGAACAGUGUCAAACUCGGCUUCGGCCCAAAAUUGCUGGAUCGCUUUGUAGAUGGCAUGAAGUUUAAUAUUGAGUUCACUAUCAGCCGCCUGAUUUUGCGUCUUCAGCACAGAGCAGCAGAGCUGGCACCUCAAUACAGAUUGGAAGAUGUGCUGUUCCCUGCAGCACCCACCUCCUCUCAGCAAACUGAGCUUCCCCAACUCAGGCUGUUUGACUCAAAGCUGGAGAAAAACACAGAGCAGUAUCAGGCUGUACAACAUAUUGUGGCUGGCUCAUCCAAACCUGCCCCCUACCUGCUGUUUGGCCCACCUGGAACAGGCAAAACUGUGACUCUGGUGGAGGCCAUCAAGCAGAUAGAGAAGAACCAGGCCUCCUGCCACAUCCUGGCCUGUGCUCCCUCCAACAGCGCUGCUGAUCUGCUCUGCGAGAAGAUACUGGACUCUAUGGAUCCUAAGGAUAAGCCUAAAGUAUACCGCAUAUACGCCAGCAGCAGGGAACCAAAAUCUGUCCCCGACGGUCUCAAAGCAUGCUCUAACCUGGUCGGGGAUUGUUAUUUUUAUCCUGCUAAAGAGAAGCUGAUGGAGUAUAGGAUCAUUGUCACCACCCUGCUAACUGCUGGAAGGUUGGUCACAGGAGGCAUCCCUGCAGGUCAUUUCACUCACGUGUUUGUGGACGAGGCAGGACAUGCUGUGGAGACUGAAUGUUUAAUUCCAGUGGCAGGGCUGCUCCAUCCAGAGUCGGGUCAAGUCGUUCUGGCUGGGGAUCCCAAACAACUCGGACCCAUCAUCAGAUCCCCUUUUGCACUAAAAUACGGCAUGGGAGUGUCCCUCUUGGAGCGCUUGAUGAAGGAUUUUCCUCUGUACCAGAAGAACGAGGGCGUGUUCAACAAUCGCUUUGUCACAAAGCUGCUGCACAACUACAGGUCCCAUCCUGCCAUCCUGAAGAUUCCUAACGAACUCUUCUACGAUGGGGAGUUGCAGGUUUGCGCGGAUGAAAUUUUACGCAACUCCUGCCGCAAUUGGAAAUAUCUCCCAAGGAAGGGCUUCCCAGUGAUCUUCCAUGGGGUGGCUGGCGUCGAUGAGCGAGAGGCCAGCAGUCCUUCGUUCUUCAAUGUAGCAGAGGUGGAGGUGCUGAUGAACUACGUCAGGAAACUGCUGCAGACACACGGCAAGAGGGGCCUGGCUACCAUCUCACCUAAAGACAUAGGCAUCAUCACUCCCUACAGGAAACAGGUGCAGAAAAUCUGUAAGGCCUUGGACAAAGUUGGGAAAGAGCUUAAAAACAAGGAAAUGGACAGCCUUGAGGUGGGUUCAGUGGAGGAGUUCCAAGGUCAGGAGAGGAGGGUGAUCAUGGUGUCGACAGUGCGGAGCAGCCCCAAUUAUGCAGAGAUAGACCAACAGUUCAACCUCGGCUUUGUCAAGAAUGAGAAGAGAUUCAACGUGGCUGUGACUCGAGCUAAAGCCCUGCUGAUUGUGGUGGGAAACCCCAGAGUGCUGAACACAGAUUCGACCUGGGCCCGCUUCAUCCAGUACAGUAAGGAUGAAGGAGGCUACACCGGUUUCACUGAAGCAGAGGAAGACGAGGAUGUGGUGAUGAGACUCGCUUUUCUCUACAUCAGCAUUGAUACCAAAGUGGAGACUGCUGAGAGUGCCAUUCAGCAGUACCUGGACCCCGAGUGGAGGAGCGACCUGUGAGGCGAAGGAGAGCCCACACAUCUGUCCUGAACACUUGAAGGGAUUUGUUUUGUUUUUUUGUUAGGAUAUUGCACCAGAUGCUUCAAACAAAAGGAGUUUGUUUUUAUUUACAUUACUCAAACUGUUUCUUCAAAAAAGGGCUUAAUGGCACCUUUAAAGGUGCACAGCUACUAUUCACAAGACAAAAAUAACAUUCCAAAAUCUCUCUUUAAAGUCAGGUUCUUGUCUUUUUAAUGUCAGCCAUAAGAACUUGACCAACUUGACCAUGAAGGACCAGGAUUCAUGUUUAAAACGGUUUGUCUUUGACUACCUCAGUUGACUGCACAAACAUGAUUUGGAGACUCAAAUCCUCAACUUUAAAUUAAUUUAUUAUUGAUAUUCAAAAUUCAUUUUACCAAACAAUAAAUGUGAGUCUUGCCAUUUAAUUGAUUUUUUUUUUUCUGCUGGCUCAUUGCUCAGGUAUUUUUAGGCUGAUUUGUUGAUUGAUUGGACCAAUUUUACAGGAGGGUUCUGUUUAUGUAUGGUACCCAAUCUGUGUCACUAUGACUCAAUACAGCAUUUUUAUGGAUAUUAACUAAAUAGAAGUCUAUGGUCUGUUUUGAGUUUUGCUUGGUAUUUUUGGAGUAAAUAAAAUAUACGCUGAAAUGAAA